This is a messenger RNA of Caenorhabditis remanei, 1140 nucleotides long. RefSeq lists its product as uncharacterized. The record is from RefSeq and is a predicted model, not a curated record. The coding region runs from base 1 to 1140 and encodes 379 amino acids. Gene Ontology annotation, molecular function: neuropeptide Y receptor activity; neuropeptide binding. Gene Ontology annotation, biological process: G protein-coupled receptor signaling pathway. The transcript has 9 exons. Lineage: Eukaryota; Metazoa; Nematoda; Chromadorea; Rhabditida; Rhabditidae. Gene Ontology annotation, cellular component: neuron projection; plasma membrane.
AUGAAUCCUGACUCUAACCUAACAGAUUUGCAAUGCGAGUAUCCAGCUAUCGAGAUUAAUUUUCAACUCAAAACCUUGCUGGCGCUGGCAUAUGGACUUGUUGGAGCUCUCAGCUUGGUUGGAAAUCUUGCUGUUUUGUUGAUUGUGAUAUGUAGAAAAGAAAUGCAAACCGUCACGAACAUAUUCAUCAGUAGCGUUUCUGCAGCCGACUUGGUUAUAACAAGUUUCUCGCUGUGGGCCACACCAUUGGCAUACUACCAACGUGUUUGGUACUUUGGAAAAUAUAUGUGCUACAUGGUAUCGGUGGUUCAAGGAUUAUCCCUGAUGUGGGUACCAUUGACUCUUGCAGCAGUUGCACUGGACCGCUACUCUCUAGUUGCUUCUCCGUUCCGACAGCCAAUGACUAAAAAAACUUGCUUAUUGAUAAUUGCUGGAAUUUGGAUGGGUGGUUUUGCCGUACUCUCGCCAAUGAUUCGAAUGGUGGAUUUUGUUGACAGCUACGGACCGUGCCAUUUCUGCUUGGAAUCGUGGGACCAUGAUAAACAACACUACCGACUAUUUUAUGGACUAUCAGUGCUUGUCAUCCGAUCUGCAAUUCCUCUUAUCCUUAUCUCACUGUGCCAUUGGAGAAUCGCCCACAUCUUGAAUACCCAGACGAAAAAAUUCCAAACACUUCGUAGUGCCAGCACGGCAACUCAUUCAACCGACAUCAAGCGUAAGCAACGUCUGCAAACCCUUCUUCUUGCGAUGGUUGUCAUUUUUGCUGUGUCUAGUCUUCCACUGGAUUUAUCCAAUGUUCUUCAAGACUUGAUCGUUGUAUAUCAGAUUCGUCCGGUACCCGAUAACGUUCGCCACUUUAUUUUCUUCUUCUGCCACUGGACUGCCAUGGCUGGAACUUUGCUCAACCCAUUGGUUUACGCGUAUUACAAUGAGAAUUUUAGACGUCAAAUUCAAACAUGUUUUGGAGAGAUGCGUGGACAAGGAGAAUUCAAACGAGGACUAUAUUCAAUUGUGUCUGGAAGAUAUUCAUACCGAGGUGACGAUGAGGGAAACAACCCGGAACGUCAAAGACAAACUACUCGCAUCGAGUUGGCUAACAAUCAAGCCGCUGAUAUCGAAGUACUUCGAACGGAUCUUUAA